Molecule: messenger RNA, 2473 nt
Organism: Xiphophorus maculatus (southern platyfish)
Lineage: Eukaryota; Metazoa; Chordata; Actinopteri; Cyprinodontiformes; Poeciliidae
Product: myelin-associated glycoprotein-like
Exons: 9
Coding region: 89-1867 (592 amino acids)
Source: RefSeq, a predicted model, not a curated record
GAGAGAAAGCAGAAAGCAGAGGUUAGUGAAGGGGAAACAAGCUAAAGAGUCAGCAAGAAUAAGGAACAAACUGACUGAUAUUGACAAGAUGCUUGCUCUGAUUUGGGUAACUCUGCUCUUUACUACAACAGGCAUGCCAGGUUUAGUACAAAGCGAUAACAAGACAUGCGAGGACAAAACAUUCACUCCUACUCUAAAACCAACAAACCAAACAGCAGCAGCUGGACAAUGUGUCGUUUUAGAAUGUUCAUUUGAAAAUAAUGUCACCAGCUUUACUUGGUGCAAAAAUGGCCAAUCUGGAGAAUGUAACUUGCAAAUAUUUAACUCAAGCAACAAUAGUACAGUUGACUCUAAAAUUUUAGGACGAGUGACUAUGCUGGAGCCUGAUCUAAAGAAGAAGAACUGCAGCAUCCUCAUCACAAACCUUACAACUACAGACACUGGAGUUUAUAAAGUCAAAGCUGAAGCUGCAAACGGCUGCACAUAUCUUUCUGAAACAAACAUUACUAUUGAAGUUCAGGAAAGAAAUGUCACUUUAGAGAUCGCCCCUCUGAAGAACAAAAGGUACAUCACUUUGACCUGUUCUGUUCCUGGUUCCUGCUCUGGAUUUAAACCUCAGUUCACCUGGACCUACCAAAAAGCAGCAAAGACGGACAAUCCCACAAUCAUAGUCAAUAACACUGAAUUUAUGAUUAAUAUGAUGGAUGCCUCACAGAGCCACACCUCAAGCCUGACUUUUAAAGCCUCAUCUGAACAUCACAAUAUGAACGUUACCUGCAGGGUCGGUUUUCCUGGCAACACAUCAAAAGAGAAAACUCUUAACACGAGCUUUUCUCCCAGGAUCAGCAACAGCUCUGGCUGUCAGAAUCAGUCAAAUCUCCUGACCUGUGUUUGUAUCAGUGAAGGGUUUCCUUCACCAAACAUCACUUGGCCGCUGUUGAACAAAAUCUUUGAGUACAGCCUGUCAACCAAUCGCUCAGCGCUCUCAGUUACAAGUAUCAUGACUGUGUCUUUAGAGCAAUUUAUGGACAAGACUGUUGAGUGUGUCAGCAGUAAUAAUAUUGGUGACACUAAAGAAAGCUUUUCCAUCUCAGAAGUAAAUCGGACAAGAAAUUCAGAAGUCGUAGAUAUUCCUGACAAAUCAAAACUAAAUAUUUUUAGUCAUUUGGUAGAACUUUUUAAAGAAAAGAUGAUUUCUGUCCUGAUUGUUUUUGGGGUUGGAUUUCUGACCGGAUCAUUGGUUACAACCUUGAUUGCUUGCCUUGCGACAAAAUGCCACAGGAACAAAAAGAAGAGCUCUCAUCUUACUGAUGAGCUGGAACUGGUAAACACUGAUGUUGUUCUCAAGGUUUGGGAUAAUGAGGUACGUCACGUAGAGAAUAAUGGUAUCCUCGACAUACAGGAUGAUGGCGCCCUAGUCUUCCAGGAUGAUGCGACCCUAGUCUUCCAGGAUGAUGCGACCCUAGUCUUCCAGGAUGAUGCGCCCCUUGUCUUCCAGGAUGAUGGGACCCUAGUCUUCCAGGAUGAUGGCAUCCAGAACCAAGCAGCUGCAGAAUGUGGAGAGGAGCUUCAUGGGGACUUGACAGACUCAGAUAUGUCACCAAAGGAAACUGUGUACUCGGACCUUGACUUCUCUGCACUGAAAACGAAGAAUCCUGCAGAUGCCAAAGAGAAGGAGGAUACGAAAGAGACUGAAUAUGCUGAGAUCAUGAGAGGGGAAAUGGAGGAGUCACAAGAAAACGAAGGAAUGGACUGCGAAAUGUUGGAGGGAAAUGAUGAGACGGAGGUGAUGAUGGAGCAUCAGGAGGAGGCAAAACAGAUUGUGGUGGCUGAAGAGUUAGUAGGAGAGACUGACCCACUUUAUUAAUACAAAAAUUGACUCAUGGAUGAGAACUGAACACUGUACAUGAGUUUAAAAAGCGUACAUCUUUCCUCUUUAUAGUAGACAGAUUUGCAUGGGAGAGGCAUUUCUUGCAUUUUUGCUUAUAUUUAGAACAAGUAAAGCAAGAAGGUGGGUGAAUAUGUAAUGAGCUCUUGAACAAAAAAAAAUUGAGCUUGUACAAAAGAAACGGUAGGAUGAAGGCAAAUCAGAAAAAAGCUUGAAUCCUUUGGCAGUUUGCAUUUCAACACCUUCAGCACCUAAUUCGUCCUCUGACUAGUCGAAGAUGAUCAAGCUGAAGAAUGGAAAGUUACAGUAUAUAACAAUGUUUCAGGUUAUGGUAUAUGGCUGCCUGGUGUAUUAUCUUCACAAAGCAAAAAAAAAAAUGCACGUCAGGUUCCAGUCAAGCUUCUUUUUACAAAACAAAUACUUUUAAGUAGUAUUUUUUCACCAAAAAAUAUAUUUUGACAAGCUAUUAUGUGUGUUAUGUUUACUAUGUAUAGAGUAUCAUCUGAAAUAAAAUGUGUCUUUCUUUAGGCAAUACCUUUGUUGCAUGUACACUUUUGCUGCAAUAAACUGAGACGUUACACUUCA